Molecule: messenger RNA, 2672 nt
Organism: Centrocercus urophasianus (Greater sage-grouse)
Lineage: Eukaryota; Metazoa; Chordata; Aves; Galliformes; Phasianidae
Gene: QRFPR
Product: pyroglutamylated RFamide peptide receptor
Exons: 6
Coding region: 1-1293 (430 amino acids)
Biological process (GO): G protein-coupled receptor signaling pathway
Cellular component (GO): membrane
Molecular function (GO): neuropeptide Y receptor activity; peptide binding
Source: RefSeq, a predicted model, not a curated record
AUGCGCUCUCUGAACAUCACCCCGGAGCAGUUCGCGCAGCUCCUGCGGGACAACAACGUUACGCGGGAGCAGUUCAUCGCCCUGUACGGGCUGCAGCCGCUGGUGUACGUCCCGGAGCUGCCUGGCCGCACUAAGGUGGCCUUCGUCCUUAUCUGCGCGCUCAUCUUCGCCCUGGCGCUUUUCGGCAACUGCUUGGUGCUCUACGUGGUGACCCGCAGCAGGGCCAUGAGGACCGUCACCAACAUCUUCAUCUGCUCCCUGGCGCUCAGUGACCUCCUCAUCGCCUUCUUCUGCGUCCCCUUCACCAUGCUGCAGAACAUCUCCUCCGAGUGGCUGGGCGGUGCCUUCGCUUGCAAGAUGGUACCAUUUGUUCAAUCCACUGCCAUUGUAACUGAGAUUCUUACAAUGACCUGCAUCGCUGUGGAAAGACACCAGGGAAUUGUGCAUCCACUAAAAAUGAAAUGGCAGUACACCAAUAAAAGAGCUUUCACAAUGCUUGGCAUAGUCUGGUUGCUGGCUGUUAUUGUUGGGUCACCUAUGUGGCAUGUGCAACGGCUUGAGGUUAAAUAUGACUUCCUGUAUGAAAAAGUGCACAUCUGUUGCUUGGAAGAAUGGGCCAGUCCAACUUAUCAGAAGAUAUAUACCACUUUUAUACUUGUUAUACUCUUUCUUUUUCCAUUGAUAUUGAUGCUUUUCUUGUACACUAAAAUUGGUUAUGAACUCUGGAUUAAGAAACGAGUGGGAGAUGCUUCAGUUCUUCAAACCAUUCAUGGGAGUGAAAUGUCUAAAAUAUCGAGGAAGAAGAAGCGAGCAAUUGUUAUGAUGGUGACAGUGGUGUUUCUCUUUGCAGUCUGUUGGGCCCCUUUCCACAUUAUUCACAUGAUGAUGGAAUACAGUAAUUUUGAAAAGCAGUAUGACGAUGUGACAAUCAAAAUGAUCUUUGCAAUCGUUCAAAUCGUGGGAUUCUUCAAUUCUAUUUGCAACCCUAUUGUGUAUGCUUUCAUGAAUGAGAACUUUAAGAAAAAUUUUCUAUCUGCCAUUUGCUUCUGCAUUGUCAAAGAAAAUGCAUCACCAACAAGGCAAGUUGGGAACUCAGGGAUUACUAUGAGGCGGCAAAAGGCAAGUGAUUCUCAGAGAGUUCCCACUGACUCAGAUGAGGCUAGGAGAGAGGCAUUCAGUGAUGGCAACAUUGAAGUGAAGUUCUGUGAUCAACCGUCUUCAAAAAGAAAUUUGAAAAGGCACCUCACUUUGUUCAGCUCUGAGCUUCCUGUGCAUUCUGCAAGCGUACAGUAGCAUCACAAAGGCUUUGAGAAUGGAAUAAAAUAUUCUCUUUAUGAAACAUUGAACAAGCCAUUUAAAAUAGUUUUCUAAUUUGAAUGCUGAAAAUGAAAGGGGGAAAAUAUUUUGAUUAUAGAAAUGUUGGAAUAGUAGUUCAGAAAAUGUAAUAUAUUUUAUAAGGAUGAAGAAUAAAACUUUGGAAAAAUGUUACUGUGUGAUUUCAAGGAAAAUAUUUUUCUUUCUAAGCUAAUUUAGGGCUUGCCUUGCUCUUUGCUUUAAGUAGAACAAAACCCAGUUGCUUGCCAGUUUAUUCUGUCCAGAUGUUGGCACGCUGCUGGACUGUAUUCAGGUGAAUGCCAGAAGAGAAGCACUAUGGAGAGUGUGCACACUUCCUUUGGACAGCUUGGGAAGCUCACAUGGCUCUAACAUUGCCUGCAUGAUCUACUGUCUGUGUAGCUCUGAGGACCGAGAGACUUCAGAUCUGAGUUCAGAGAAAAUGUAGACUGAGAUGAAAUUCGGUUUGCAGAGACAGAGAGAGACAGAGAGUCAGCAAUAAUUUGGUUGUGAUGAGAUUUAGAUGCAUUUGUGUGUGAAUGUUAUUAACAGGAAACAUAUUAGAAAUUAACAAUGCAUGCAUAACUAAUGUGCUGUUUUUACAGGUUACUUAGUGGGUACAAAAUUAAAUGCCAGUGUACUGCCCUGUAAAAUGCAUUAUUCCUGCUGAAAAAGUGGAACUUUAAAGUGUCAUACAAAUCAAGGGUCUACAGAAGAGUGAUCUGUAUAUAAACUCAGUGUUUACUCUUAGUCAUGCUUUGACGAAUAGCUUAUGGGUUGGAAUUGUUGCCACUUCCUGGAGGUAUAUAAGCGCCAGUCCCAGAACUUGUUGGACUCUAGAUAAGACUUUCAGUUGAGUAUUAUUGUCUUUUGACUAGAUGCUUAUCUGAAGAUUUGCACAAACUGUGUCCGUCUUCUGAGUGAGUUAAUCACUGUGGAAGAACAGGGCUGGUAUUACAGAAUUGAAAUCCAUAUAAAUUAUUAAACAAAAACAAAGGAAAAGCAACAACAACCCUCUCCCCCAAAACAAACAAACCAAAACAACAACAAAAAGCAAAAACAAAAAAACCCCACCAAGCUUGCUAUCACUGGGUCAAGAUGAGAGACUGGAAAAUCAAAGGAUUCUUAUGAACGUGGGAAUGGAGAAAGAGUGUGAUCUAGUAUGGUAUACUGUGAUCUGAUCCCAUAAAUGAUGCUUUGAAAUAUAUAAUUUGCAGCUCCAGAUGAGAUUAGGCUGGAUCCUUUAAAGCCUGUGAGAUAUGGGUGCUUUUUUGUUAUCUUUCACUUUCUAUAAUAGACCUUGGUGUUCCCUUGAUGGUGACCUUUAAGUUUCUUUGAUA